Fusarium oxysporum Fo47 is the source of this 690-nucleotide messenger RNA. RefSeq lists its product as uncharacterized. The transcript is spliced from 2 exons. The record is from RefSeq and is a predicted model, not a curated record. The coding region runs from base 169 to 525 and encodes 118 amino acids. NCBI's taxonomy places the organism in Eukaryota, Fungi, Ascomycota, Sordariomycetes, Hypocreales, Nectriaceae.
CUUAGUAGAAUGUAAAGUUGCGUUGACUAUCUCAAUUGUAUUUAAAGUCAACUCCAUUCCCGCAAUAGACCAAACUCUCAUCAUCACUCAACAGCCAUCAAUCAAUCAACCCGCACUACAGCACUAAGUUAGCUCACACUUUCACAUCUUCACAUUUCAACCACCAAAAUGCAUUUUGCUACCAUCAUCGCUACUGCUGCUCUCGUCAUGGGCGUCGCUGCUGAGCCUGCUUCCAAGGAUCUCCCCUUCAACGUCAUUUCUGCCCGCAUUUGGAGCUCUAAAGACUGCGGAGGUGACAACAACAACGGAAACCUCGGUGAAUUGACCACGCAUCGUGAUGAGCUCAAUGAAUGCUUCAAGUUCACCGACAAGGUCAAAUCUGUGAGCCAGUAUGAGCAUGCUAAGGGCUGCAAGCUUCUUCUUUUCACAGACAGCAACUGCAAGCGUGGACAGAAGACUGUCAAGGAUGACCAGUGUCGCGAGACUUCUUCUCACUUCAGCAGCUACAAGACUGUUUGCAACUGAGAUUUCACGACCGAUGAGUUUAGAUAUAAUGAAUUAAUGGGCGCGAGAUGAUAAUGGGCUAAUGGCUGAGACGAUAAUGGCAUCAUGAGACCGAGUUAUGGACAUUCCUUUGGCAAAGAGGUCGUAUGAAUUAAUAUACAGCAUUGAAUUAACUAAGAUUAUGCA